Messenger RNA from Brassica oleracea var. oleracea, 396 nucleotides. RefSeq lists its product as uncharacterized. The record is from RefSeq and is a predicted model, not a curated record. The transcript is spliced from 3 exons. Lineage: Eukaryota; Viridiplantae; Streptophyta; Magnoliopsida; Brassicales; Brassicaceae. The coding region runs from base 1 to 396 and encodes 131 amino acids.
AUGAAACUCGAAGCUACUAGCCGAAAACUGAAGUUGAAGCUUGACCAAAAAGAGCAUUGCCAAAUGGUGGUGAGAGAGAGAGAAAGCUCACCAGGAGUCCUCGCCGGAGCCACCGCACGUCAGGACGUCGUCAAGCUCGUCAUCACCAUCAACCGCAGCUCGAGGCCAUCAUCGUGUUCCUCUCGUCAAGACGAAGCCGUAGACACCAACCGCGUCACGAUCGGAGCCCGGACGAAGCCGUACGCGCCUCCGGAAGUUUCACCUCCGCGCGCACGGGAGUUCCACGCGCCGCCGCCGGACCACCGUCCUCCGCCGCAGCGCCGCCGCCGGACCACCGUUCUCCGCCGCAGCUCCGCCGUCGCCGCCGGCCAACUUACCGGUAAGCCGCCGCCGUAG